Centropristis striata (black sea bass) is the source of this 4924-nucleotide messenger RNA. It is a transcript of the gene phldb1a, whose product is annotated as pleckstrin homology-like domain, family B, member 1a. The record is from RefSeq and is a predicted model, not a curated record. Gene Ontology annotation, molecular function: protein binding. The transcript has 25 exons. Bases 110 to 4159 code for a protein of 1349 amino acids. Lineage: Eukaryota; Metazoa; Chordata; Actinopteri; Perciformes; Serranidae. Gene Ontology annotation, cellular component: basal cortex. Gene Ontology annotation, biological process: regulation of microtubule cytoskeleton organization.
UGAAGAAAGCUAGGAGCAAGACGUAAACAAUAAUGUGGACACUGCUCUAUGGAUUAAUCAGACUAACUCAUGGACCUGGCUGCUGUGUGGACUCUAUCAGUGCAGAGAAAUGGAUCUUCAUGUGUCAGAUCAACCUGACAGUCAGGACGAGAUGGAGCGCGUGAGCAGGAGGAAAGUGGAUCAUGGGAGACAGACGCACCAGCUCUUAAAGAGCACUCCUUUAGACCUGAUUGAGACAGGCAAGUCCCUGAAAGUCCAGGCAGAGCGCCCCCACCUGGUUAGUUUGGGAAGUGGACGCCUCAGCACAGCCAUCACCUUGCUACCGCUGCCUGAAGGGAGAACCACGCUGGGAAGUGAGGAGACGGAUAUCCCUCUGCAGGGCCACGGCAUCGCAGCUCAGCACUGCUACAUCGAAAACCAAGCGGGCAGCAUCACCUUGUACCCAUGUGGAAACCAGUGCUCUGUAGACGGCCUCCCCGUCACCAAACCCUACCGCCUGACUCAAGGGUGCAUGCUGUGUUUUGGUCAGUCAGUCUUUUUCCGCUUCAACCAUCCGGAGGAGGCACUGCGGAUGAAGAGCAUGCUGCCUGGAGGGAGCCAAAGCACCACAAGAACUCUCCCUGCAGACUCUCACAGUGUGCUGAACGGGAACCAUCAGUCUUUUUCAACCAACGGCGACUCCAAAAUCAACAACAUAGCAAAGAACCUGCAGGACUCUCUGGUGCUGAAGGCUGGACCGGAUAAACAUCAGCCCUCUGCUCCAAACAUGCUCAAUGGGAGAAACGGCUCCAUGACAGAAGACUCCAUUUAUGAAAACAGCAGCAGCUUUCUGGGCCCAAACAUCUGCAACAAAACCCUUCCAGUACCUACACGGUCCGCUUAUACCAACCACACACCUGUCCCCCAUCCCCGGACCUCGCUCUCUGUGGCCUCGAGUGGUCCUGGUGGUGGUCAGAGGGCCCAGGAGAGCCCAAAGCUUCUUAGGAGUGUGAGAGCAGAAGCCACGCCUAGCAGGGGCUCAGAAAACACAAGUCACAAACCGUCCCCUCUCAAAUUCUCCCCGACAGCUCCAUCCAGCCCUCGAAUAAGAGGGUCUUCCUUACAGAAGAGAUCCCCCAGUCCAAUGAGAGAUAAUGUAGAAGUCCCCCAGAGGCUCAGGACUCCAGAGCCCAUUGGGUCCACCAGCCUGAGAGAACUUCCUCCUCUCAGCCCUUACAUGUCCCACAGGGGCCCUCCAGGAUCGCAGGGCUUGACCGUGAAACCAGAGGGCUCCCAGGGCCUCAAACUCACGUCAAAAGCAGAAGCCAUGAGGGCGCUGUACGCCCAGGGUCCGUCCCCACUCUGUGGGCUGGAGAGGGAGCCUGGAGGCCGGCAGCUGAGGGCCGGCCCGGGAGGUUCUCUGUCGAGUUCAUCUCCUCUCACCAGCCCUCACAACAAAAGAAAGACCUCCAGCAUGACCAUGACAGGAACCUCCAGCAAGGAACUUGUGAAACCAUACACUCGAGAACGCAAAAACAGCAUCUCUGAGAUCAGUGACAACGAGGACGAGCUGCUGGAAUACCACCGCUGGCAGAGAGAGGAGAGGCUGCGCGAGCAGGAAAUGGAGAAGCUGGAGCGACAGAGGCUGGAGACCAUCCUCAACCUGUGUGCAGACUAUAACCAUGAAGACAGCGCUGCAGAGCUGGCCGAGGUGGUGAGGAGCGGGCUGCUGGGGGGCGCUGCAGGAACCUGCUUGGACUCGGCGGGGGGAGUGGACAGGACUCAGAGAGUGAGAGAGAAUGAUGAGGAAACCCAGAGAGAGGAGUCCAGCAGCACGGAGAGCACACAUCAAGAGUGUGAAGAGCUGUUAGCCAGUCACGAGCAGGUCUACCUGGAGGAGGAGAGGAGCAGGAUCUUAGCCAGGGUUGAUGACUUGAAGCACAGAGUCAGUGAACUGGAGCUGCAGCUACAAGAGACCAAACAGGAGGUGGAGAUGGAGCAGGCCCUGCUGCAGGCGGAGAGGCGGGCAGAGCAGGAGCAGGUGGAGGCUGAAAAUGAAAUCAUCUCUCAGCUGCAGCUCAAACUCAGCCAGCUGGACAAGGCCACACAGAAGGAGAAAGAAAAGGGGAGGGCUAAUGUGUCGGCUGAGCGGAAGGUCCUGGAAAAGCAGAGGAAUGAGUACAAUGAGCUGAAGAGGCAGUUUGAUAAGUGCCCCUUGUCUCUAAGGGAACAGUUACAGGAGCAGCUCAGCAGGAAAUCUGAAGCUCUUGAGUCUGGGACCAAGCAGUUUGAGGAGCUGGAGUUCUGCCAGCUGGAGGAGGAGAGCAGUCUGGAGGAGAAGAAGGAGACUCAGAGCUUGCAGCUUCUCCAGGAGCGAGCCGAGUAUCACUGCAGCGUGGCCAAGAGGAAGGAGAAGAUGGCUGCUAUGGAGGCUCAGGUGAAGCAGCUGGGGUUACAGGCGGUGCAGGACUGUGAGAGGAUGGCCAACGACAGGACGCUCACUCUGCAGCUGCUACACAAGGAGCAAGACAGGUUGUGUGCCCUGGAGAAGAAGUAUCACACUUUGACAGGAGGGAGAAACUUCCCAAAGCCCAACAGCAGCAUGAAGGAGGACUUUCUUCACAUCAGCGAACCUGACCUUGUUUAUGUGGACGGUCCUCCUCAUAGCCCCUGUCCCUCCUCUGCCUCCUUCUCCUCCUCUCACAUCCCCUCCCCUGAACUCUAUCCUGUUAGGCUGCAAGAGGAGUACCUCAGGCUCUCUGAUGUCUAUAAGAUGUACGGAAAUGCUUCUAUGCAAGCUCACUCCUCUUCCCCUGCUGCUCUCCACUGCCUCUCCCUCGCUGCAGCUCCAGCUCUGCCAUGCGAGGAGUACAUCACAGUCAGCCAGUUAAGCCAGAUCUUUGGGCUGCAGAGACUUGAUCCCUCCUCUUCUUCUUCUUCUUCCUCUAUUCCAUCAUUCCAACUCGCCUCUCAAUCCACCUUCUCGUGCCACUCAGCUGCAUGUGGUCCUUCCUCUUUUCUCUCUGCACAGAGCCAGCCUGAGCUCAGCAGGAAUGCACUGCCUCCUCUUAACCUGGAGCGCUGGUACCAGGACAUCAUGGCCGCUGGAGCGUCUCAGUCAUGUCCUCCACCACUGCCUGCAAAGUCUUUUUCCACACGUAGACACAGUCAGUUAUUGAAGUCCAAAUCAGAUGGUGAGGUUGGACAGGCAGCAUCAUGCACAGUGCCGCACUCCAGCGGCGUCUCUAAUGAUAGAAAUGCAUCAACCAAGGGGUUACAGUUAAUGCUGAGAGAGAUGUCAAACCCAUUAGACAUGGACUCCAGAAGGCAGUUUGCUCUGCAGAGCAAAGAUCUGUCUCCUACAGUCCAUCACUCCAUCCUGCAUCACCAGUCGCCCCCGAGUGGCAGCCAGGCGUACGACACGCUGAGCCUGGAGAGCUCCGACAGCAUGGAGACCAGCGUCUCCACCGGAAACUCCGCCUGCACCCCGGAAAGUGCCUGCGGGUUGGAAGCCCAGAGGAUAGAGGAGAUGGAGAAGAUGUUGAAAGAGGCGCAGCAGGAGAAAGCCAGGCUGAUGGAGAACCGAGAGAGGGAGGUGCAGGCUCGGCGACAGAUGUUGGAGGAGGAGCGGAGAAGGCGAGAGGAGGCCGAGCGGAGGCUCCAGGACGAGACGGCCCACAGGCUGAGGCUGGUGGAGGAGGAGGUGAAGAUGAGAGAGAAACACUUCUCCCAGGCCCGUCCAAUGACGCGCUAUCUGCCAAACCGUAAGGAGGAGUUUGACCUGCGCGCCCACGUGGAGUCGUCCGGCCACAGCAUCGACACCUGCCCCUUCGUCAUCCUCACAGAGAAGAUGUGUAAGGGCCAUCUGGUGAAGAUGGGCGGCAAAAUCAAAUCAUGGAAGAAACGCUGGUUCGUUUUUGACCGUAUCAAGAGGAACUUCUGUUAUUACGUGGACAAGCAUGAGACCAAGCUGAAAGGACUCAUUUACUUUCAGGCGAUUGAAGAGGUUUAUUACGAUCACCUCCGCAGUGCCACCAAGAGCCCCAACCCGUCUUUGACCUUCUGUGUGAAAACCCACGACCGCCUCUACUACAUGGUGGCCCCGUCCCCGGAGGCCAUGCGGAUCUGGAUGGAUGUUAUAGUAACGGGCGCCGAGGGCUACACGCAGUUCAUGAGCUGAGGGACCAUCGGGGCGACAGAUUUGGAGGAUGACAGGGACUGAACCGGCAAGCCGGGACACCUGGAGCCGGACUGAGCUGCCGGAGCCGGAGCUGAGAAUAAAACACACACGGUGUGAUGCUGUGUGACGGACAGAGAGAUGAAUAAUCUGCGGCUGACAGAAAAAGCUUGAUGCCUUCGAGCAAAUGAGGGCUGACUUCUGAAAGUAUUGUAUUUAUCUUUCAGUAAAAUAGCUUAAAGAACCUGCCAAGGGAUCUACAAAGGGAGCUCUCAAUUAGAUCAAUCACAUUCUGUAGCCAAAAAGCAUCGUUCAUAAUUAUUACAGUAUCAGUUUUCAGACUUCUUACUACAUAUAAGCUCAAACUGUUUCCACCUCUGAAGCUGAUCUGUGUUUGUGUGCAGUGUCACUCUAACUCUGAUGCCUCUUUCUCCUCUUUUUGAUACAUUUGUAUACUUCUUCUCUUGAGUUUAUUAACGAAUGAAAAAAGAAUCUUGAUACAUUAAAACACUAAGCAGAUUUUAGCAGCAAAAUAUUUAAAAGUAAAAAAGAGUCAUACAUUACUUAUUUGAUUACUUGGUGCCAAAUACUUUAUAUAAUUUUUUUUGUCAGAUUUUUUAAAUGUUAAUAUCACUCUAUAUAUUGUUUUAUUCCGGCAUAUAAAGAAGCAUUAAUGUGUAUUUUACAUAAAUAUGUCAAAGAAAGCAUUUAACAAAAUUCAUAGUCCUAUAAUGAUAUUGUAAAGCUACAAUGUACAUGUAUUAAAUA